Talaromyces amestolkiae is the source of this 1362-nucleotide messenger RNA. RefSeq lists its product as uncharacterized. NCBI's taxonomy places the organism in Eukaryota, Fungi, Ascomycota, Eurotiomycetes, Eurotiales, Trichocomaceae. The coding region runs from base 1 to 1362 and encodes 453 amino acids. The record is from RefSeq and is a predicted model, not a curated record. The transcript has 3 exons.
AUGGCAGACCCUCUUACACUAGUCUUUGCCAUAUUCUCGAUCGUAUCGAGCACGACAGCUUUUUCGACGACCCUCUAUGACACUUCAAGGAGGGUCAGAGACUACGAGCCGGAGCUGAAAAAGCAGCUAGAUGAUAUUUCAGUCCUUGUCGCUGUCCUUCAGGAAUGCGGCGCUUUAUUCUCGUCCGAUAUACGGAUACCAGAGGCUGCAGAGGGGGCCAUGGACACGUGCGUCAGCCGGCACCAUGAUCUCGUCGCUGUGAUGCAUCAGAUUGAGGUUUACCGUUCCCGACGACCGUCAUGGGCUUCAAAAUUCCUCCAGAGUGCGCGAAUCAUUACUCGGGAGAAGGAGCGCAAGGCGGCAUUUGAUGCGUUCCGGGACUCAGUACUGCUGUUGCGAGAUCUCGCCUCUGAAGUGAGAUUGAACCAGCAGCUUGUGGAUAUGAGUGCUAGCCUUGCGCAAAUAAUGUCUGAAUAUUGCGACGAAGAACCUGGGGAGGAUGAAAUAGACCGCGAGGAUAAACCUCGGGUGCUCACGCAUCACCAUAGUAGAGACACCGAGGGAUCACAGCAUCGCCCGCAAAGUGUCACAAGCCACUCAAAUCCAAGGCGUGGACGUAAAGCGGCUUUGCAGGAAUUCUCCAACCUAGUGAAGUCAAAAUUCACGCGCGAUAUUAGGCUCGUCAUUCAAACAACUGUGGAACAGACCCCGUGGCAGUUCAAGUACGUACCAGCUCGAGCAAAGCUGGACACCGGCUGUGAAGAGAAUUUAGUAUCACUGGAGCUCCUCAAAGCAAAUAAUCUCCAUGAAAGCUUUUUGCGACCCAUACCAGAGGGAGAUGAAAUCCUGCUAGAUGGGCUGGAAAGCACUUAUAUCCCUAAAUUCGAGAUUCAGCUCGAAUGGUACAAAGGGCAGGAGCUGAAAAAAAGGUGCUCCAAGUUCUACGUUGUGGACGACCCGCCAUUUGAGAUUCUCAUCGGAAUGAAAAGAUUUGGUGACGAAUUCACCAGCGACUACCGGAUGCCAAACCCCAUUUUGACCCUAGCUAGCCGGAGCAAGACAAAAGGUAUCUCCCCAUCACCGAUCGUUGACUCAUUGUUUCAAGCAAGAUACUCAUUCAAAAUAGAUGAGAUCGCUCUGGCACACGCAAACCGCGAGAAAGCAAGGCAGGAAGCAAAGAAACUUGAAAUGAUUGAACUAGCGGAAUUCGCUCGGGAAAGUGUGAAUCGGCCAGGGAAUCCUGAUGGGAACCAAGAUGGUCAAGAUGGAGCGACAGCUCAAGCGGAACAGUCUAGUACAAAUAGCGAGACCACGAGUGGCUCAGCAGAAAAAGCUGACAGCUCAGAGACAAGAAAUCAAUGA